This is a messenger RNA of Podarcis muralis (Common wall lizard), 2603 nucleotides long. It is a transcript of the gene NPY5R, whose product is annotated as neuropeptide Y receptor Y5. NCBI's taxonomy places the organism in Eukaryota, Metazoa, Chordata, Lepidosauria, Squamata, Lacertidae. Gene Ontology annotation, biological process: chemical synaptic transmission; G protein-coupled receptor signaling pathway. The record is from RefSeq and is a predicted model, not a curated record. Gene Ontology annotation, molecular function: peptide YY receptor activity; neuropeptide binding; pancreatic polypeptide receptor activity. Gene Ontology annotation, cellular component: plasma membrane; neuron projection.
AGCAGCGCACAUCUCCUUGGAACCGAGCGGACGCGGAACGGGCAGCCUGGCUCUUCCCCAUCCGGCGCGGAGCACCUCGAGACCUCGGCGCGCCCAUCGGUUGGAGAGCUUGAGUGCGCCCAGAAGCUCCAGAAAGAGCGUUUUCUUCGCCCCAGGAACCCAGGGAACUCGACUCCGUGCCAGAACGAAUCUCUGCCUUCUCUUCUCCCUCCGCGGUCUGCAGUGCCGCGCGGUUAGGUGGUGGAUGAAGGGGAGAAGGCGGCCCUGGGGAGGAAGCAGGGGCGAGGAUCUCCGGGCCCUGCUUCUUCCACCCGCCCCUCCAACGCGCGACCCAGACGGGGGAACCCUUCUCUGAAAACGCCCUUACUUUGGAUAUUAGGGGGUUAAGGAACUUCUUCUCUUCCGGCGUCCUUCAGAUAAUGAGCGUUUCCUACUUUAUUCAGCCUUGCUUGAAAUAGAAGUGGAAAUCUUCUUCUUUUAUAUGAAGAAGAAGAAGGUGGAAACUUUCCGCCACGGGCGAAGGCGUAAUGCGCCAAACCGUCACUAAUUGCCUUGUGCUUGACUUGGCUGCCAAUCGGUUUCUAAUUAUCCCACGUUUCGUGUUUUAUCUAAAGCUAAAUCAAACUCUUGCUCUUUUGGGGAAUAUCAGCCAGGCUUCAUCUUAAACGGAGCGUUCAGAAACUCUGCCUUCUGGAGUCGCGGUGGUGCAACAGGACUUCAGUAUGGACAGAGACCUCAAAGAUUACAGCAACAGGACACUUGCCACAGAGAACAACUCAGCCCCUUCCAAGGGCUCCCAUUUUCCUACCUGGGAAGACUAUAAAAACAGCGUAGAGGACAUUCAGUACUUCCUGAUUGGGCUUUACACUUUCAUCAGCCUCGCUGGCUUCAUAGGAAACCUGCUGAUCCUCAUGGCUCUAAUGAAGUGCAAGCAAAAAACCAUAAUAAACUUCCUCAUUGGCAACUUAGCCUUUUCCGACAUACUAGUGGUGGUCUUUUGCUCUCCCUUCACCUUGACCUCAGUUCUACUUGAUCAGUGGAUGUUUGGCGAAGUCAUGUGCCAUGUAAUGCCUUUCCUCCAAUGUGUGUCUGUCCUGCUGUCCACCUGGAUGCUGAUUUCCAUUGCUGUGGUCAGGUACCGUUUGAUCCGCCACCCUCUUUCUAGUAACCUGACGCUGAGACACGGCUGCUACCUCAUUUUCACCAUCUGGACUCUUGGUUUAGCCAUUUGCUCCCCUCUGCUUGUUUUCCACAAGCUCGAAGAUCUCCACCUGGAAGCACUGAAAAGCAAGCGCUUGUGUGUGGAGUCUUGGCCAUCUACAUGCUACAGGGUUGCAUUCACUAUUUCCUUGUUGCUCAUGCAGUACAUUUUGCCUUUGGUUUGCCUCACCGUCAGUCACACCAGAGUCUGCAGGUCCGUAAGUUCCAGAUUGUCAGGCAAAGAAAACAAACUGGAAGAGAACGAGAUGAUAAACUUAACCCUCCAUGCACCCAAGAGCCGGGGGCCUCAGGGACAGCUCUCUAGCUCCGAGAGGUGGAGUUAUACUUUGGUUAGGAAGCAUCGGAGGAGGUACAGCAAAAAGACAGCUAGCGUGGUGCCAGCAAUAUUAAGGCACCAUCGGGGCAAUACUUCUGGGGAUCUCCCUGAAACAUCAGGGACAGAAAGAAGUCAGCUUUCGUCCAGCAAAUUCAUCCCAGGGAUUCCCAUCUGCUUUGAGGUGAAACCAGAGAGUUCCGAAACACAGGAUGGGAUUACAAUAGCCCGAUCCACCACUCGGAUUCGGAAAAGGUCUCGGAAGGUUUUCUGCCGACUGACGGUGCUGAUUAUAGUUUUUGCAGUCAGUUGGAUGCCUCUUCACGUUUUCCACGUUGUAACAGAUUUUAAUGGCAAUCUCAUCUCAAACAAGCAUUUUAAAUUGGUGUACUGUAUUUGUCAUUUGCUGGGCAUGAUGUCCUGCUGUUUAAAUCCCAUUCUAUAUGGAUUUCUUAAUAACGGCAUAAAAGCUGAUUUGAUGGCCCUUAUUCCAUGCUUACCAUUAUCAUAAAACUGCUGUAAAUGGAACAAUAAAACAAAUUAGUAUCCUCGCAGGUUCAAACUGUGAACAUAUCUGACUGCUUGCGGGAAUGCGUUACGGAAAGUUCCUGUUGUCCAUUUAAUGUGACAAAGGUUAACUCGGUGGUUGGAUGAUUUGAUAACACUUCUCAGUUUGUAAACAUGCCAGGUGUCAAGGUUUGACUGGUCAAUCUACAAUCCUCUCAUCAUUCCCUCUAUGACAACCACUCAUGUCAGAUUUUCUGUCAGGAGGCAUCUAUUUGAUGUACAAAAGAAACAGAUCGUUUUCAAUAUGUACACUAUGGGUGGCAUCCAGCAAAGUAUUUCUGGUAGUGCAAGGAUUCCGACUUGUGCAAGGUAACUUCCCCUCCCUUUACCCAUAAACCCCAUGCUCCCCAAAUCUGCUCCAGAAGGUUGGGGGAAUCCCCUGGACAGAUUUAAAGGAUGCUCAAAGAGAAGAAACAGAGGGGAAGGUCUCCUUUGUAGUCAAAAAUCCUUGUGUUAGGAGCAGUGGCGUAGCGUGGGGGGUGCAGGGGGGGCCGGCUGCACC